Messenger RNA from Galdieria sulphuraria, 1660 nucleotides. Its product is annotated as allantoinase. NCBI's taxonomy places the organism in Eukaryota, Rhodophyta, Bangiophyceae, Galdieriales, Galdieriaceae. Gene Ontology annotation, biological process: allantoin catabolic process; purine nucleobase catabolic process. The coding region runs from base 16 to 1629 and encodes 537 amino acids. Gene Ontology annotation, molecular function: allantoinase activity; zinc ion binding; cobalt ion binding. The transcript is spliced from 8 exons. Gene Ontology annotation, cellular component: cytoplasm. The record is from RefSeq and is a predicted model, not a curated record.
UUGGGCAUUCUCCUUAUGUCACAAAGAGAGACUGCAACCAACCAACAGCCUUUUCUUGGAGUUCCCUCUUCUCAGUCUGCUGGAGGUAUACCUUAUCUGAAGUCUUUUUUAGUUGUUGUUGUUGCUAUCCUGAUAACUUCCAUCAUAUCUUGGCAACACGCAAAAAUAGUCCAGAAAGGGACGCAAUCACACGUUUCUUUCCCAUGUGGAAGUUUCUCUGUAGUUUCCUUCCCAUUCGUGUUACGUUCGACAAGAGUCGUUACUGAAAAUGGUACUUUUCCUGCGUCCAUAUUUGUAGAUCGGAAUGGUCUUAUUUCUAGAGUGGUUCCAGGUUUGGUUGAAGACUCGAGUUGGGGUUGCUUACAUGAUGUUGGAGAUUUGGUAAUUAUGCCUGGACUGAUUGAUCCUCACGUUCACGUCAACGAACCAGGAACUAAAUCCGAAGGAUUUAACACUGCAACACUUGCUGCGGCUGCUGGAGGUACUACGCUCAUUUUCGAUAUGCCCCUGAACAGUCAUCCAGCUUGCACAACUUAUGAGUCUAUUUUGGAGAAGCGCAGAAUUGCCAAUUCUAGACAGCUGUGGGUAGAUGUUGGGCUCAUUGGUGGUAUGAUUUCUGGAAACCUUGAAACUUUGAGUGAUCAGAUAUUCCGAGCUGGUGUAGUUGCGCUUAAGAGCUUUACUAUUGACUCACAGGCAUAUGAUUUCCCCCCAGUCUCUAUUCAAGAAGCUGAACAAGUUAUGCGUGCUUUAAGAAAUCUGUCUAUUGAUGGCGAGAUAAGAUACAUGAUACAUGCUGAGCUUGCUUCGUCAAAGUUUUCACCAAACAACUAUGAGGGACCCUCCAUGAGUUAUAUGGCUUUUAUGAGGUCACGCCCAGACUCUUUUGAGGUAAAUGCAGUCCAAGCAUUAAUCGAACUUAGCCGUAAGACCCAUUGUCCAGUGUAUAUUGUUCAUAUCUCGUCGGCAGAUGCAGCUGAACUAGUAAAGCAAGCAAAAGAAGAGGGCAUACAGAUUUUUGCCGAAACUUGUACGCAAUAUUUGGCAUUUGCUGCAGAUGAUAUUCCGGAUGGUCAUCCAGAGUUUAAGUGUGUUCCUCCUAUUCGUCCCAACGGGAAUCGAAAACGUUUACUACGUUAUCUAUUGCAAGAUAAUCUUUUUGACCUAAUAGCAAGCGAUCAUGCUCCAGCGACUCCCGAAGAAAAGUGUCUCGAGCAAGGAAAUGUACGAAUGGCAUAUGCAGGUAUUUCUGGCUUACAAUAUAGACUACCCGCAGUCUGGACUGCACUUAGAUCUUAUGGUGUCACUUUUGAGCAACUCUCCUACUGGCUUAGUCUAUCAGCUGCUCGAAUAUUCCAUGUUGAUGAUAGAAAGGGUCGUAUAGCAUCAGGUAUGGAAGCAGAUUUUGUAAUAUGGGAUCCUGAGUCAUUGGUCAACAUUACGGAGAAUUGGUGUUUUCAUAGACAUAAAAAGUCUGCUUUCCUAGGAAAACAAUAUUACGGAGAAGUUAAGGAAACUUUUCUUCGUGGCUCGAGAAUUUUCAAAAGUGACGCAGAACGAGGCAAGCUAGGAACUGUCCUCCAAUACCCUCGAGGAAUAAUUAUUAGAAACAGACUUGUAGAAGAAUAGUAUCUUUUUAAGAUACUGUGAAUUUAUGCAU